Molecule: messenger RNA, 633 nt
Organism: Haemonchus placei
Lineage: Eukaryota; Metazoa; Nematoda; Chromadorea; Rhabditida; Trichostrongylidae
Source: the annotation of a GenBank genome assembly
AUGGCUCAGAUGCAAACACAAAUCGUCGUCAAAUCAGUCUCAGAGCGAAUUUCUCAAGCGUUCAAUAUCUGUGAAAACUAUGCUUCCGAAAUCUGGCCUCGAAAACUAGUGUUUACGGUUGAUAUGUCGAGUUUUAUUGCUCGAGAUCAGCAAUCAAAGAGAGAAAUUGAUAACAUCGUCACUGAGGAAGUGGUUGAAACUGAGUCGGGAGAUGCAUCGACUGCUGCUACCACCAACGCUAAAGGAGUUAUUCGGAAAAAGAUUCACCCGGAAGCACUUCCACAUUUCCGCGCGGAAAUACUAUCAACGCGUUACCGAUGGCACAAAGAAACAGAGGCAAUGAUUGUCGCUCGCUUGCCUUUUGAAGAGCAGAUCAAGAGACCAUAUUUUCACGUGAAACCUCUGGAGGCAGAACAGCUGAAGAACUGGCGCAUGUAUUUGGAUUUUGAGAUUGGUGAAGGGAACGAGACUCGUAUAACUGUUCUUUUUGAACGGUGCUUAAUUGCUUGUGCGCUGUACGAUCAAUUUUGGACAAAGGUGUGUCUCAGUUGUGCUGCUUUUUUGGAGGUAUUAACCCAUAAAGAUACUGUCCGCGAUGUUCAAUUUUUGGCUGUUUUGGUAACCGACUUCUAA